UUGACAACGAGUGGCGACAACACCACCAGACAACCACCCAACAGUGGCUUUGCGAUACAGCAAGCCAGCCAAGACACACACCUGCCUCACACACCUGCCUCACACACCACCAACAACACCAAAGUCGCACGCUCACUCGUCGGCGCACACCCACGCAAGGGAUUUCACCUCUGUGUGUGGUGGGUCGGUUGUAACCGCCCUUGCUCGCACACCCGGGCAACAGCAAGGAUGGACGACAAACGCGUGCAGUGGGUCAUCUCCGAGGUGGCGCGGGGCCUCUCCGUGGAUCGCGCGCUUGUGGAGGCGGCCCUCGAGCCAAAGGCCGACCAGCCAGACGCAGAUGACGUCGUGGACGUGUUUGAGCGAUCCGUCCCCGGCAACUUUCUCUUCACGCGUGAGGUGACGCUGAAGGAAGUCGUUGUCACAGAUGAAGACCAGCAACCACAACAACAACAGCAACAGCAACAACAAGAACAAGCGCAAGAGCAACAAGAAGGCGAAGAAGACAAGGAAGGAGAAGCGCAGCAGCAGCAAAGCCAGGCCGAUGGCGACAAAGAAAGCGGCGCCAAGGGCCAAGACGAAGCAGGAGCAUCAACAACAACAACAGCAGCAGCAACAGGCGAUGGUGCUGGCGCAGCGCAGGAGAGCAAGCGUUCCUCCUCCGAUGUCGCUGCCAAAACCGCGCAAGCCAACGCGCAGGUGUCCCGUUCGAACCUUGGCACACCCAGCAUCAAAGUGGAGGACGAGGACGGUGACAAGAAGUCAAAGGAGGGAGGCACUGACGACAAGGCAAGCAAGGGCCCGCGCCCACCUUCUUCACGCGACAGCAAGAGCGCACGCGGGCGACGCCCAACACGCAGCCGACCAACCUCCUCUGUCCGUAGCAGCAAGCGCGCAAGCGCACGUGGCUCGCGCGGCAAGAGCGCCAGCAAGUCUCGCCGUAGCGAUGAUAGCGACAAGGCGCAGGCUGACAACAAAGACGCGGCCGCCAGCACCAACAAGCAGGCCGAGGGCACAUCCGCGGACCAAGCCAACAAAGACGGCAGCGCCGACAAGACCAUCGAGCAGGCCCUGGAGGAAGAGCUGGCAAGCGCAACCGUGCUCAAGACCAAGGUCGUGGAGGAGGUGCACGUGCGCCUGGAGGUGAACACGGUGCCCUCUGUCGCUGCAGAGUCGCAGUCCAUGUACUUUUUCAAGAUCACGCCCCGUGAGCUGCCUGCCGUCAAGGAUGCCUCGGAGGCGGAGGAGAUGCUGUCCAAGGAGCUGCAGUAUGGCGUGCUCGGCCGCAACUCCCUCAAGAUGCUCGAUCACAUUAUCGGCAAGGUAUAUCUGCCGAUGCUUGAGGGCAUCCGGCAAUAUGAGGAGCGCCAGCGCCAGCGACAGGAGGAGGAUGGCGGUGCACUCUCUGCACAGCCCAGCACGAUGGGCGACGAUUUUUUGGUCACCCUGCGCCGGUUCAGCCAGCACCUGCGCCGCACCAUCACGCACGUCGAGGGCGAAGUCAAAAUUGACUUUCCAUCCAACCUGCCCGACAUGAUUGAGAAGGCCAGGGGCUGCUCAAACGCUGAGGACCCCGAGAUGCUGCGCCUGACGAGCGUAGUUGAGGAAUGGGAUGCGGUCAUGGAGGGCAUCCUGGACUCCACGCAGAAGCGCGAACCCGCCGGCCCCGGGCCCCAGGCGGAGAUUGAGUACUGGGCCGAGCAGAACGCUACCCUCACCGCCCUGGCAGAGCAGCUCGAACGCAAGCAGGUGACGCAAGUGCUUGAUCUGCUGCGCAUGGUGCACUGCCCCGAGUUGGAGGCGUACGACUUCCACGCCGCCCAGCUCGCCAGGCGCCGUGCCGAGGCAAAGGACAACGUCAGGUUCCUGUCCACCCUCGAGCGGCAUUUCAAAAACAUUGCACAGGCAUCCACCUUCGACCAGGCCUCAGAGCAUUUGCCGGCGCUGAUGAAUGCGCUGCGGAUGGUGUGGGUCAUCUCCCGCCACUUCAAUACAGACGCAAGGAUGGUGCCUUUGAUGGAGAGGAUUGCGUGGAUGAUCCGCAACAAGGUGUCACGACUUGUUGUGCCGAAGGUGCUGCUGCGCCAGAACACGCCCCAGCAGGCCAUGGACCUGUGCGCAUCUGCUCGCAAGUUCCUGCACGCGUGGGAAGACAACUACCUGCAGGUCCGCGAGAAGAUUGAGACGCACGGGCGGGACGCGCGCUGGGAGUUUGAGCGCUCGCGGCUGUUUGGAGCGACAAACUACAUGGCGGACAUCUGCGACGACCUGUACAACAUUGGCAAGGUGCUGCAGGAGUUUUACAACAUCUUUGGGCAGGAGCUCAAGUCUGUCACGGGCAACCCGCAACUGAUUGAGGACGUGGUGAAGCGUGUGGGCAGCAUGGUGGACUUUCUGUACACGCUCCCCUUUGACGCGUUCGAUCAGGAGCAUGCUGAGGACUGGAAGCAGUGCAUGGACUCGUUCAACGAGGAAGUGAAGACGAUUGAGAGCGAAGCUGUGUACUUUAUCGAUACGUCGUUCCGCACACUCCGCAGCGCAGAGGGAGCGUUUGACAUGCUGCAGAACUUCCAGCACAUUCGCUCGCGGGACACUAUCAACACCCAGCUCGCACAAAAGUACAACGACGUCCUCAACAAGUUCUGCCAGGAGGUGACGGAGGUUGAGACGAUGUUUGACAAGCACAAGGACAACCCACCGCGUGCGCUGAACUUGCCGCCCGUGGCGGGUGCCAUCAAGUGGGCGCGCUCUCUCUUUGAGCGCAUCAAGGCCACCGUGCUCAAGUUCCAGACACGCAAGGGCAUGCUGGAGUCUGAGACGGGCAAGAAGACGGCGGAGCUGUACCUGACUGUGGCCAAGCGCAUCCGCGCGUACGAGAAGACGCUGCACAAGACGUGGUUCAACGAGACGGAGGAGAUGCUGCCAGCCCUGCUGCGCCAGCACGUGCUGUCGCUGGACACGGCGCGCAUGGCGCAACUGCGCGCUGAAGCGGAGGCAGAGGAGCUGCGAGCAGCACAGGCCGCUGCCGACAAUGGCGACGGUGACGGUGGUGAUGGUGAUGGUGAUGGUGAUGGUGCAAACGCGAACGAGGACCGCAACAGCACGGCAAACAAGCGCAACAGCAUCAUCAACAACAAGCGGGGCAGCAUGAUGAACAGCAAGAAGCAGAGCAGCAACAGCAGCACGGCACUUGCAAGCCGCACGGCAAGCAUGCACCGCCUCAAGGCCAAAGGCGGCAGCCAGCACAGUCUGGUGAGCGGCCUGAGUGCGCAGCAGUCCGUGCACGUGGUUGAUUCUGACGGCAACACGCUUGAGAGCGGAUCGUUUGACCGUUUCACCCGCCUGAAGGUGAACUACGCACCACAGCUUCGCGAGCUCAUCAGCGAGGCCAAGCAGAUUGAUAUUCUGCAGUUGGACGUGCCGGAGCUCGCUGUGAACAUCACCCUGCAAGAGCAGAAGCACAUCAGCUUCAUUGACAGCCUCAAUGGCGCGCUGAGCAGGCUGCACGAGAUGCUUGCGUCGCUCACGCCGGCGACAGAGUCGCUGCUGCUUGACCACCUGACCAACCUGGCCGUGGUGGUGAUGCCUGGCCUGCAUCGCCUCAACUGGAACUCGCUCGGUAUCUCUGACUAUGCCGACCGCUGCCAACAGGCCAUCAGCACCUUUGAGGCCAUUCUCCUUCCCAUUGAGAAAAAUGAGCGCGACAUCAACGAGAUUCUGUACUCGUUCGAGACUGCGCGGCUGUUCCGCAAGUACGGCAUGUUCCCGGCAAAGGUGCGGGCGCUUGGGCGAACGCAGCGGGAGUCUGGCACCGCUGAGGACGCAGAGGGCGACGACAAGGACGAGAAUGGUGGCAGCAACACCGACGCAGAGACAGACACGGAGGGCGAGGCCAGCCCAACCCCGUCCACCAUGUCCUCCACAGCAGACGCCGUGCCAGAGGUGAAGGAGUAUGUUGCCUCUGUUGAGCGGUUCCGCGCCGUGACCAUGGAGCGCCUGGUCAUGCAAUACAAGUCCAUUGGACCACUCCUCACCAAGGUGGCCGUGCUUGUGGGUGCCGACUCAGCACACCGCCUGCCCGGCUACUACGCCACGUGGGAGCGUCGCAUCUUCACUGCGCUCGUGGACAUGGUGCUCAACAACCUGCGCACAGCCGUGCACCUCAUGACCAAGUCGCCCACGCCGCUGUUCCGUGUGGACGUGCGUUUGUCUGCGCCCGAGCUUGUGCUGGUGCCGUCAGCCGGCGAGCUGUACCGCAUGCUGCGUCGCAUGUUCCGCAGCCUGCUCGACAGCUUGAAGGGCUUCCUUCGCUGGCAGCACGGCACGUGCCAGCUCACCACGGAGCUGGUUGUGGAGGGCGAGGACACACCCAUCAUCUUCUCGUUCUUCGACGACGUCAACGCGCACCCGUCCGUGCUGGAGCAGAUGGCGGAGGUAGACACGACCAUCAAGACCAUGUUCGACUCCAUUGCAGGCUACCUCAGCCGCUGGAAGCGCUACUCUGCGCUGUGGAAGCUGGACAAGCACGGCAGCGUGGCCAAGUUUGCUGCGAAAAACCCGUCAAGCGCGCUUUACGACACGAAGCUUGGCUUCUACACGCGCCUCUCGGACGAGGUGAUGCAGCACAAGUCGACCCGCCGCAUCAUGUUUGUGGAGCUGUUCCUGCCGCCGCUCAUGGAGACAGUGUGCGACGGUGCGCUGUCGUGGGUGUCGUCGCUCGGCAACGCGCUCGCAACAAGCACGCAGGAGCGCGGGGAAGAGUUGCUUGCACGCAUGAACACGUGGUCCGAGGGCCUCAAGGCGGAGCCGUCCGAUUUGGAGGCGCUGAAACGCAUUCUGCGCACCAUGGGCGAGAUUCGUGAUGAGUCACUGGCCAUCCAGCUGCAGAUUGACGACCUGUCUGAGUGCCUGCGCACGCUGGACAAGUACGAGGCCGUCAGUGUUGACGAGGACCUUAGCUCGCUGAUUGAAAGCCUUCCCGGCGUUUGGGAGCGCCUUGUUGCGGAUGCGGAGGAGGUGGACGAUAACCUGAUUGCUGUCAAGUUCAAGUUCAGCCGCAUCACCACGUCGCAGGUCAAGGACUUUGUCAAGGAGACGGAGCAGCUGGCGGACACCUUCUUCAUGCAAGGCCCAGCAGCUGUUGGCGAGGACAUGGACAAAGGCCUGGAGCUGAUGGAGGAGUACAAGGAGAAGCUGGCUGCAUUUGACGAGCGGCGCGCGGGCCUCUCUGAUGCGCAGGUGCUGUUUGGCCUCAAGGCGCAGCCAUACGAGCAACUCAACGAGAUGAAGCGACAGAUGGAGGUGCUUGAGGUCAUCUACUCUGUGUAUGAGGAGCAGAAGCAGGCACGCGACGAGUGGGCGCAGACGCUGUGGUCGGACCUGCACAUGGAUGUGCUCGAGCAAGGCAUUGACGGCUUUGCCACGCGCGUACGCCGCAUGCCUGACCACGUGAAGGAGCACCCGCUGUGGCAGGUGCUCAACAAGCGCAUUCGCGAGUUUAAGGACACGCUGCCCUUGCUGACGGACCUCAAGUCUGAGGCGCUUCGUGACCGUCACUGGAAGCAGCUCAUGGAGGAGACGAAAAUCAAGUUUGACAUGAAUCCAAACACGUUUACGCUGGCGAAGCUGUUUGAGAUGGAGCUGCACCGCUUUGAGGAUCUGAUUGGCGACAUCACGACAGCGGCCAUGAAGGAGCUCAACAUUGAGAAGGGUCUCAACGAGGUGAAGGAGACGUGGCGCAAGACGGAGUUCAACUUCGUCAAGUACGUGCAGGGCGAGCAGGAGCGCGGGAUUGUGCUUGGCGCCACGGAUGACAUCAUCCAGCUGCUGGACGACAACGCCAUGAACCUUCAGACGGUCGCAGCCUCGCAGUUUGUUGGGCCCUUCCGCGAGGAGGUAACGCGGUGGGAGAAGAACCUGUCCCUGGUUGGAGAGGUGAUUGACGUGUGGAUUGUGGUGCAGCGCAAGUGGAUGUACCUUGAAGGCAUCUUCAAGGCCGGUGACAUUCGCCAGCAGCUGCCUGCAGAGGCGACACGCUUUGAUGGCAUUGACAAGGCGUUUAAGAAGAUUAUGGCUGACGCUUCUCAGCGCAAGAACGUCGUCCAGACUUGCACUACGGACAACAAGCUUGAGACGCUGCAGCGGCUGCAGAGUGAGCUGGACGCGUGCCAAAAGUCGUUGAACGACUACUUGGAUGCAAAGCGAAACGCGUUCCCGCGCUUCUUCUUCAUCUCUGACGACGAGCUGCUGUCAAUCCUCGGCUCGCACGAGUGCACGUGCGUGCAGGAGCACAUGAUCAAGAUGUUUGACAACAUCUCCCAGCUCAAGUUCAGCAAGACGACAGCCAAGGGCAUGAUCUCUGCCGAGGGGGAGGAGAUGCUGUUCAAGACGCCCGUGACGGCUGAGGGCCGCGUGGAGGAGUGGAUGACAGCGGUGCUGCAGGAGAUGCGGGCGACGAACCGGCUCAUCACGAAGGAGGCCGUGUUCCGCUACGGCUCUGACGGCCUCAAGCGCACUGAGUGGAUCACACAGUACCAGGGCAUGGUCGCCCUCGCUGGCUCUCAGGUGUGGUGGACGUGGGAGGUUGAGGAUGUGUUCCGAAAGGUGGUGGAGGGCGACAAGAAGGCCAUGAAGACGUACAGCAAGCAGCUGAACAAGCAGAUUGACGACAUGGUGGUGAAGGUCCGGUCAGACCUCUCCAAGAACGACCGCAAGAAGUUCAACACCAUGCUCAUCAUCGACGUGCACGCGCGCGACAUUGUGGACGGGUUUGUGCGUGACUCCAUCCUCGACAUUCGCGAGUUUGAGUGGGAGUCGCAACUGCGCUUCUACUGGAUGCGUGACGAGGACAAUUUGGUGAUUCGCCAGUGCACCGGCAACUUCAACUACGGCUACGAGUACAUGGGCCUCAACGGACGUCUGGUCAUCACACCGCUGACAGACCGCAUCUACCUCACGCUGACUCAAGCGCUGUCCAUGUACUUGGGCGGUGCGCCUGCCGGCCCGGCUGGUACCGGCAAGACGGAGACUGUGAAGGAUCUCGCAAAGGCAAUGGGCCUCCUCUGCGUCGUCACAAACUGUGGUGAGGGUAUGGACUACAAGGCCGUGGGCAAGAUCUUCUCUGGCCUGUCGCAGUGCGGUGCGUGGGGCUGCUUCGACGAGUUCAACCGCAUCGACGUGUCUGUCCUCUCCGUCAUCUCAACACAGCUCCAGACCAUCAAGAACGCCCUCGUCAUGAACCUCGAACGGUUCCACUUUGAGGGCACCGAGAUUGCGCUCGACUCGCGUGUUGGCAUCUUCAUCACGAUGAACCCUGGCUACGCCGGGCGAACGGAGCUGCCAGAGUCCGUCAAGGCCCUCUUCCGCCCCGUCGUCGUGAUUGUGCCCGAUUUGCUGCAGAUUUGCGAGAUUAUGCUCUUCUCCGAGGGCUUCCUGGAGGCAUCAACGCUGGCCAAGAAGAUGACAGUGCUGUACAAGCUCGCCAAGGAGCAGCUGUCCAAGCAGUACCAUUAUGACUUCGGUCUGCGUGCGCUCAAGUCUGUGCUGGUGAUGGCUGGCCAGCUGAAGCGUGGCUCCCCCGACCUCGACGAGGAUGUGGUGCUGAUGCGCGCCCUUCGCGACAUGAACCUGCCCAAGUUUGUCUUUGAGGACGUGCCUCUCUUCCUCGGCCUCAUUGCUGACCUGUUCCCUGGGUUGGACUGCCCGCGCGUGCGCUACCCGGACUUCAACGACGCCGUAGAGUCAGUUCUCGUCAACAACAAGUACAUCUUUGAUGAGCACCAGGUGGACAAGGUUGUGCAGCUGUACGAGACCAUGCUCACGCGCCACACCACCAUGGUUGUGGGCAACACUGGCGGUGGCAAGUCUGUUGUCAUCAACACGCUCGCUAAAGCGCAGCGCAAGCUCGGCCUCCCCACAAAACUCUACACUCUCAACGCAAAGGCGAUCAACAUCUCUGAGCUGUAUGGUGUGCUUGACCCGAUCACGCGCGACUGGACAGACGGCCUCCUCUCCCGCAUCUUCCGUGAAAUCUGCAAACCAACCGACAAGCACGAGAAGCGCUAUGUUGUGUUUGACGGCGACGUCGACGCGCUGUGGGUCGAGAACAUGAACUCAGUCAUGGACGACAACAAGGUGCUCACGCUGCCCAAUGGUGAGCGCAUUCGCCUCGCCUCACACUGCGCCCUGCUGCUGGAGGUCGCCGACCUGCAGUAUGCGUCGCCCGCCACCAUCUCCCGCUGCGGUAUGGUCUACGUGGACCCCAAGAACCUCGGCUAUGACCCAUACUGGCAGCGCUGGCUCGUCGCGCGCGAGAAGGAAUCUGAUCGCGAAGUCUUUGCGGAGCUGUACGAGAAGUACGUACACACGUGCAUUGCGCGCAUUCUGGACGGCCUGGACGAAGGAAAGCCCGUGGAGCGAUUGCGCAACAUUGUGCCCCGCACCAACCUCAACAUGCUGGAGCAGCUGUGCAAGCUCAUUGACGCGCAGCUGCCCAACGACAGCCCGCACACGGACUACGCCACGCUUGAGGCCGUGUUUGUGUCCUCGCUCGCCUGGUCCAUGGGCGGCUGCCUGCUGGAGAACGACAGGGUGAUUCUCGACAAGCUCAUCAAGCGCCUCUCUGGCCUGCCGCUGAGCGCGGGCACGGCUGGCGCGGGGUCCUUGCCCAGCGACCACCCGACGCUGUUCGAGUACUACUUUGACCUUGAGCAGCGGCGCUGGGUGCCGUGGUCUGACACCGUGCCGGAGUAUGUGCACGACCCGCACAAGCCGUUCCACGAGAUUCUGGUGCCGACGGUGGACACGGUGCGCACGUCCUGGCUGCUCAAGCUCAUGACAGACAUCCAGAGGCCCGUGCUGCUGGUUGGCGAGACGGGCACGUCCAAGACGGCGACCACCACCGCCUUCCUCAACUCGCUCGACGCACAGCGCAAUCUGGUGCUGAACAUGAACUUCAGCAGCCGCACCACGUCCAUGGAUGUGCAGCGCAACCUGGAGGCCAACGUGGAGAAGCGCACCAAGGACUCGUACGGCCCCACGCCGGGCAAGCGGCUGCUGGUGUUCAUUGACGACAUGAACAUGCCGCAGGUGGACACGUACGGGACGCAGCAGCCCAUUGCGCUGUUGAAGCUGCUGCUUGAGCGUGGCGGCCUGUACGACCGUGGCAAGGAUCUCAACUGGAAGAACAUGCGCGACCUUGGCUACGUUGCCGCCAUGGGCAAGCCCGGUGGUGGACGCAACUCCGUGGACCCGCGCUUCCUCACCCUCUUCUGCGUGUUCAACAUCACCUUCCCCUCGCAAGAGUCGCUCAACCGCAUCUACUCGAGCAUUCUUGGCGGGCACCUGCAGGCCUUUGACGCCAGCCUGCACAAGCUCACCGACGUGGUGACGCAGGCCACCAUGACCCUGUACCAGGACGUGGUGUCCGCGCUGCCGCCAACGCCCUCCAAGUUCCACUACAUCUUCAACCUGCGCGACCUGAGCCGCGUGUACGAGGGCCUGUGCCUCACCACGCCAGACCGCUUCACCACGGAGGACCAGUUUGUGCGCGUGUGGCGCAACGAGUGCCUGCGCGUCUUCCACGACAGGCUGAUCAACAAGGAGGACAAGAAGCAGGUGCAGGCCUUGGUGGAGAAGAUUGUGACGUCCCUGUUCUCAAAGUCGAGCACAACGGCAAUGCGCGAGCCCUUGCUGUACGGCGACAUGCGCCACGCGCUGGACCCGAGCAAGCCCCGCCUGUACGAGGAGUUUGACAGCUACGAGGAGGCGAAGCAGGUCUUUGACAACGUGCUGGUGGAGUACAACGAGACGCACACCAACAUGAACCUGGUGCUGUUCGAUGACGCGCUGGAGCACUUGAUGCGCGUGCACCGCAUCCUGCGCAUGGACCGCGGCCACGCCCUCCUCGUUGGUGUCGGCGGAUCUGGGCGCCAGUCCCUCGCGCGCCUGGCCACGUUCGCUGCCGGGUACGAGCUGUUUGAGAUCACGCUCAGCCGCGGCUACGGCGAGGAGGAGUUUAGGGAGGACCUCAAGUCCCUGUACAACAUGGUUGGGAUUGAGCGCAAGAAGAUGACGUUUCUGUUCACGGACGCGCACGUUGCGGAGGAAGGCUUCCUCGAGCUCAUCAACAACAUUCUCACGUCCGGGAUGGUGCCCGCGCUGUUUGAGGACGAGGAGAAGGAGGGCAUCAUCGGGCAGGUGCGCGACGACGUGCAGAAGAAGGGGUUGGUCCCCAACAGGGAGACGUGCUGGAACUACUUUGUCAGCCGCUGCGCCGACAACCUGCACGUGGUGCUGGCCAUGUCCCCCGUCGGUGACAAGCUGCGCACGCGCUGCCGCAACUUCCCUGGCCUGGUCAACAGCACGGUGAUUGACUGGUUCCUGCCGUGGCCCACGCAGGCGCUGUACGCGGUUGCCUCGGUGUUCCUGGGCAGCGGGGACGAGGCCAACGAGAAGGCGGCGCUGCUGCCGCAGGAGAACAGGGAGCAGAUUGUGCAGCACUUUGUGCACGUGCACAUGAGCGUGACAGAGUACAGCCGCGAGUUUGAGGCGCGCCUGCGCCGCAGCAACUACGUCACGCCCAAGAACUACCUCGACUUUAUCUCGUCGUACCUCAACCUGCUGGACAAGCAGGACAAGUUUGUGCAGUCGCAGUGCGACCGCCUGGACGGCGGCAUGUCGAAGCUGAUCCAGGCAGGCAAGGACCUCGACAUCAUGAACACCAAGCUGGCGGAGCAGGAGAUCACGCUCAAGGCGAGCACGGAGGCGUGCGCGAAGCUGCUUGAGGACAUCUCCAUUGCACGCGAGGAAGCAACGCGCAAGCAGACGAUGGCCGAGGCCAAGGCCAAGGAGAUUGAGGUGCAGUCUGCGCAGAUCCAGGUGGAGAAGAAGGAGGCGGAGGAUGCGCUUGCCGUUGCGCUGCCCGCGCUGGAGGAAGCCCGAAACGCCCUCAAGGGCCUGGACAAGAACGACGUGACGGAGAUUCGCUCGUUUGCAAAGCCGCCGGCCGCCGUGCAGACGGUGUGCGAGUGCGUGGUGAUUAUCAAGGGCGGGAAGGACGUGUCGUGGAAGGCGGCCAAGGGCAUGAUGGCCGACCCCGGGUUCCUGUCCUCACUCAUGACGCUGGACGUGGACGGCAUCAAGUCGAAGCAGGUCACCGCCGUCAACUCCAGCCUGAAGAAGGCGGACCUCUCCCUGGACAAGAUGAAGGACAUCAGCACGGCCGGUGCGGGGCUGCUCAAGUUUGUGCAGGCUGUCAUGGGCUACUGCGCCGUGGCCAAGGAGAUCAAGCCCAAGCGCGAGCGCGUGGCGGAGCUUGAGCGCACGUUCCACAAGGCGAAGCGGGACCUUGACCGCAUCCAGAAGGAGCUGGCAGCGCUGGAGGCCGAGCUGGAUGAGCUCAAGCGCAAGUACGAGGAGGCGACGAGCGAGAAGAUGAAGCUCAAGGAGGAAGCCGAGAUUAUGCAGCGGCGGCUGGUUGCUGCAGACAAGCUCAUCACGGGCCUGUCCUCGGAGAAGCAACGGUGGAAGGAGGAGCUGGCGGAGCUGCGUGCGAAGCGCGUGCGCCUGCUUGGCGACUGCCUGCUCGGCUCUGCCUUCCUCUCGUACGCGUGCGCGUUCAACUUUGAGUUCCGCCAGCGCAUGCUGUACAGCGACUGGCUGGAGGACCUGAAGAAGCGGCAGGUGCCUGUGAGUCCGGACUUCAGCCUGCAGGCGCUGCUGACGACGGAGGUUGAGGUUGCACAAUGGGGCUCGGAGGGCCUGCCGCCGGACGAGCUGUCCGUGCAAAACGGCAUUUUGACGACGCAGGCCAGCAGCUUCCCGCUGUGCAUCGACCCGCAGCAGCAGGCGCUCAAGUGGAUUCUGGAGCGGGAGAAGAAGCACAACAUCAAGGUGUGCACGUUCAACGACCCAGACUUUUUGAAGCAGCUUGAGCUGGCCAUCAAGUACGGGUUCCCGUUCCUCUUCCGCGACGUGGACGAGUACAUUGACCCGGUCAUCGACAACGUGCUGGAGAAGAACAUUCUGGGCACGGCCAAGCGGCGCUACGUUGUGCUCGGCGACAAGGAGGUGGACUACGACCCCAACUUCCGGCUGUACCUCAACACGAAGAUUGCCAACCCGCGCUACCCGCCGUCCGUGUUUGGCAAGGCCAAGGUCAUCAACUACACGGUCACACUCAAGGGCCUGGAGGACCAGCUGCUGAGCGUGAUUGUCGGGUUUGAGCGCCGGGAGCUUGAGGAGAAGAGGGCGGAGCUGAUUCGGGAGACGUCCGAGAACAAGACGCUGCUCAAGGACCUUGAAGACACGCUGCUGCGCGAACUGGCUGCGUCCACGGGCAACAUGCUGGACAACGUGGAGCUGAUCCAGACCCUGGAGAACACCAAGAGCAAAGCGGCGGAGGUGCAGGAGAAGCUUGACCUCGCGUCGACGACGGCACAGGAGAUUGAUGAGAUUCGAGACGGGUACCGGCCCGCAGCCAAGCGCGGCGCCGUGCUCUUCUUCGUGCUGUCUGAGAUGUCUGCCAUCAGCUUCAUGUACCAGUACUCGCUGGCGUCGUAUUUGGAGGUGUUUGACCAGUCGCUGCGGCGCUCGCUGCCCAGCACCAUCCUCUCCAAGCGGCUGCAGAACAUCAUCGACACGCUCACGCAGAACGUGUACAACUACGCGACGACGGGCCUAUUUGAGAAGGACAAGCUGCUCUUCUCGUUCCAGAUGACGGUGAAGCUGCUGGAGGCGGAGGACAACAUGGUGCCCGCUGAGCUCGACUUCUUCGUCAAGGGCAACAACAGCAUUGAGAAGGUGGCGCGGCCAAACCCGCACGAGUGGCUGCCGGACAGCGGGUGGAAGGACAUCCAGAAGCUGAUUACCGUGGACAAGGAGGCCUUUGGCAAGCUUGCGGACGACGUGGCGUCGAAUGGCGCCGUGUGGGAGGCGUGGUACACGAGCGAGGCGCCCGAGCGUGGGGACCUGCCCAUGCGCUACAGCGAGAAGCUCACGUCGUUCCAGAAGCUGUGCCUGCUGCGCUGCUUCCGGCUCGACCGCAUCUACCGCGCCAUCACGGACUUUGUGACGGAGCACAUGGGCGAGCGCUUUGUGCAGCCGCCCGUUGUGCGCUUUGAGAACGUGCACGAGUCCUCCUCGCCCACGGCGCCGAUUGUGUUCAUCCUCAGCCCAGGGUCGGAUCCUGCCGGGGACCUGCUGAAGCUUGCGGAGAAGACCGGGUUUGGCGGGAACAGGCUCAAGUUCCUCAGCAUGGGCCAGGGGCAGGGCAAGAUUGCGCUGCAGAUGCUGGAGACGGCUGCGCAGCGCGGGCAGUGGCUCAUGCUGCAGAACUGCCACCUGCUUGUCAAGUGGCUGCGCGACCUGGAGAAGGCGCUGGAGCAGAUUACCAACCCGCACCCGGAGUUUAGGCUGUGGCUGACGACGCAGCCGACAGACAAGUUCCCCAUUGGCAUUCUGCAGCGCUCGCUCAAGGUGGUGUCUGAGCCGCCCAACGGGCUGAAGCUGAACCUGCGCGCGACGCUGACCAAGAUCAGCGACGAGGGGCUGAGCGAGGAGGCGUGCCCGCACCCUGCGUUCCCCUCGCUCGUGUACACGCUGGCCUUCUUCCACGCUGUUGUACAGGAGCGCCGCAAGUACGGCAAGGUGGGCUGGAACGUGCCCUACGACUUCAACGAGAACGACUUCCGCGUGUGCAUGGACAUUAUCCGCACGUACCUGAACAAGGCUGUGGAGAACGGGGACGAGAAGCUACCGUGGGGGUCGCUCAAGUACCUGGUUGGGGAGGUGAUGUAUGGCGGGCGAGCCAUUGACAGCUUUGACCGCCGCGUCCUGCGCACGUACAUGGACGAGUUUAUGGGCGACUUUAUCUACGACACGUUCCAGCCGUUCCACUUCUUUGUGAACGAGGAUGUUGACUACACAAUCCCGCAGGCCACCACGCGGCAGGAGUUUUUGGACUACGUGCAGACGCUGCCGCUGGCCAACGGGCCGGACGUGUUUGGGCUGCACCCGAACGCGGAGAUUGGGUACUUCACGGACACGGCGCAGCAGAUCUGGCAGCAGCUGGUGGAGCUGCAGCCGCAGACGGGCAGCACGGGCGGCGGCAUCUCGAGGGAGGAGCACAUUGCGCAGACGGCGCACGACAUUCAGGCGAAGCUGCCGGAGCCGUUUGACCUGGAGCGGGUGAAGCGCAGCUUGAACAAGCCGCCGACGCCGACGCAGGUGGUGCUGCUGCAGGAGCUUGAGCGGUGGAAUGCGCUGGUGACGACGAUGAGCAGGUCGCUGAGCAACCUGCUGCGCGCGCUUGCUGGCGAGGUUGGCAUGAGCAAUGCACUGGAUGAGCUGGCGCAGUCGCUGUUCAACGGGCAGCUGCCGGGCAUGUGGCGGCGCCUGGCGCCAGACACACUGAAGAAGCUUGGCGACUGGAUGACGCACUUUGAGGCGCGCCUUGCGCAAUACCAGCAGUGGGUUGAGGGCGGCGAGCCUACGGUGAUGUGGCUGUCUGGCCUGCACAUCCCGGAAUCCUACCUGACUGCACUGGUGCAGACGACGUGCCGGCAGAACAAGUGGGCGCUUGACCGCUCCACGCUGUACACGACGGUGACGUCGUUCCUGAGCGAGGAGGAGGUGGAGACCCGCCCGCCGUCCGGGUGCUACGUGAAGGGCCUGUUCCUGGAAGGCGCUGCAUGGGACGAGGAGGCCAUGUGUCUCAAGGCGCAGCCGCCCAAGGUGCUGGUGAGCCCGCUGCCGAUUCUGCGCGUGAUUCCGAUUGAGGCGCACAAGCUGAAGCUGCAAGGCACGUUCCGCACACCCGUGUACACGACGGCGAACCGGCGUAACGCCAUGGGUGUCGGCCUUGUCUUUGAGGCGGAUCUGGCCACGCAGGAGCACCAGAGCCACUGGGUCUUGCAGGGCGUCUGCCUGACCCUCAAUGAAAGUUAACAAACACCAUAGCGCGCGUGUGUGUGUGUGUGUGUAGUGUGUGCAGUGUAUCGCGUGUAUCGCGUGUGUGCGUAGCUUGAGAGAGAAAGAGAAAGAGGGAGAGAGAGAGAGAGUGUGUGUGUGUGUGGUUGCUUGUUGUG
Messenger RNA from Salpingoeca rosetta, 15086 nucleotides. RefSeq names its product dynein heavy chain 10. Gene Ontology annotation, biological process: microtubule-based movement. Gene Ontology annotation, molecular function: minus-end-directed microtubule motor activity; ATP binding; ATP hydrolysis activity. Lineage: Eukaryota; Choanoflagellata; Craspedida; Salpingoecidae. The transcript is spliced from 20 exons. Gene Ontology annotation, cellular component: dynein complex. The record is from RefSeq and is a predicted model, not a curated record. The coding region runs from base 229 to 14946 and encodes 4905 amino acids.